AUGCCCAAGCCCGGAAAACGACACGGAGACCUGCCGAAGAACUUUGAGCACCAAAACGUGGAGGAAAACCUGUACGAGUGGUGGGAGUCGCGCGGAUACUUUGCCCCGAACGAUGAGACGGCCACGGGACCGCCGUUCGUGAUCCCGAUGCCGCCACCGAAUGUCACGGGAGCGCUGCACAUGGGACACGCGAUGUUCGUGACGCUGCAGGACGUGAUGACUCGAAGCGCGCGAAUGCGUGGUCGCAAGACGCUGUGGCUGCCGGGGACGGACCACGCGGGCAUCGCCACGCAAUUGGUCGUGGAGAGAAAGUUAGAGAGCGAGGGAGUGAAACGAACGGAUAUGACGCGCGAUGAGUUCGUGGAGCGAGUGUGGGAGUGGAAGGCCGAGUAUGGGGGACGGAUUCAGCAGCAGAUUAAGAGGUUGGGGGCGUCUUGCGAUUGGUCUCGCGAGAGAUUUACGCUCGACGAGGGGUUAUCUGAGAGCGUGCUCGAGGCAUUCAUCACGCUGCACGAUCGCGGUCUCAUUUAUAAAGGAACCUACAUGGUGAACUGGGCGCCGAAGUUGCAAACCGCGGUGAGUGACUUGGAGGUCGAGUACACCGAAGAGCCGGGGACGUUGUACUUUUUCAAGUACCCGGUCGAGGGCGGCGGCGCGGACGACUACCUUCCGGUGGCAACGACGCGUCCGGAAACGAUUCUUGGUGACACUGCAGUCGCGGUCAACCCAGAAGACGAUCGCUUCAAGCACAUGAUCGGGAAGAGAUGCGUCGUGCCCUUCACCAACGGUCGCACCGUGCCCAUCAUCGGCGACUCGUACGUGGACAUGGAAUUCGGCACGGGGGCGUUGAAGAUCACGCCGGGACACGACCCGAAUGAUUACGAAAUCGGCAAGCGUGUGGGCUUGGAUUUGAUCAAUAUUAUGAACAAAGAUGGUUCCAUGAACUCUAACUGCGGCAAGUAUGCCGGCAUCGAUCGCGCGGAUUGCCGAAAGCAACUCUGGGCGGAUAUGGAGGCGGAAGGUUUAGCAAUCAAGGCGGAGCCGUAUACGAACCGCGUGCCUCGCUCGCAGCGGGGUGGCGAAAUCAUCGAACCAAUUGUUUCUGAGCAAUGGUUCUGUAAGAUGGAAACCAUGGCGGAGCCCUCGCUGAAGGCUGUGGAGACUGGCGAACUCACCAUCAUCCCGCAGCGUUUUGAGAAAAUUUACAAGUCUUGGUUGACGGAUAUCCGAGAUUGGUGCAUCUCGAGACAGCUGUGGUGGGGUCAUCAAAUCCCAGUGUGGUACGGGGAAGGUAAAGGCACGAAUAAGCGAUACGUAGUGGCGCGAAAUGACGCCGACGCCGCAGAAAAAGCGAAGGCGCAAUACGGCGAAAACGUCGUGUUGUACCGUGAAGAAGACGUGCUCGACACUUGGUUUUCUUCUGGUCUGUGGCCGUUCAGCACGUGUGGGUGGCCCAACGAAGAAGCUCCUGACAUGAAAAAUUUCUUUCCGGCGAGCGUGCUUGAGACUGGGCACGAUAUUUUAUUCUUUUGGGUGGCGCGUAUGAUCAUGAUGUCGUACGGGAUGACGGGGAAAUUACCCUUCCACACUGUCUUUCUCCACGGCCUCGUCCGCGAUUCGCAAGGUCGCAAAAUGAGCAAAUCGCUUGGUAACGUCGUGGAUCCGUUAGGCGUCAUCGCUGAGCAAGGCUGCGACGCUUUACGAUUCACGCUCGCCACCGGCACCACGCCCGGUCAAGACUUGAACUUGAACCUCGAACGUUUGGCGUCGAACAGAAACUUCACCAACAAGAUUUGGAACGCCGGUAAGUUUGUGCUGUAUAGUAUGGAGGACAUGACAGACGAUGAGCGCAUGGCGCUCGUCGACGAAGGUGCUGCGCUUUGCGCCGAUGAAGCGUCAAUUGCCGAGCUUCCGCUCGCCGAGCGUUGGAUCGUGAGCAAAUUGAACGCGACGGUGGAUCACGUCACCGCCGCGCAAGACAAGUACGACUUUGGUGAGGCUGGUAGAUCGACGUACACGUUCUUCUACGACUCCUUUGCCGAUUGGUUCAUUGAAGGCGCUAAAAGUCGCACGUACGGAGACGAUGCCGACGCCGCGCGAGUCACCAAAGCGGUGACGCUGUACGUUUUGGAUCAAACGCUUCGAUUGCUCCACCCAUUCGUGCCGUACGUGACGGAGGAAGUUUGGCAAGCGCUUCCGCAUCGCGGCGAGGCGUUGAUAGGCCAAGACUGGCCCGCGCUUGAAGCUUACGUGGACAAAUCCGCAGUGUCGACGUUUGAAAACUUACAAUCGAUCGUCACGCGUAUUCGCAACGCGCGCGCCGAGUACUCGGUGGAGCCGGCGAAGCGUAUUCCCGCCGUCAUCGUAGCGACGGAUGCCGAAGCGAACGCGGCGUACAGCGCCGAGUUGAAUCUUAUCGCCACGCUCGCGCGUUUAGACGCCGAGCAAACGUCCGUCGCGAGCGCGCCACCCACCGAAGUCGCGAGCGCGCCGGAGAAUUUCGUUCAAAUCAUCGUCAACGAAAGCCUGGAGGUGUACUUGCCGCUCGCGGGUCUCGCGGAUCCGGUUAAAGAAAUCGCCCGCCUCACGAAGCAAGAGACAAAGAUGCAAAAGGAAAUCGAUGGGCUGGCUGAUCGCGUCAACUCGCCCGCGUUCGUCGACAAAGCCCCCGCGGCGGUCGUAGAAAAAGCGCAGAAGGAGUUGAGCGAGUUGCAAGAGCAACUCGCCGUCGUUCGAUCUCGCAUCGAACAAAUGCAGGCGCUCGUCGCCAAGUGA
This is a messenger RNA of Ostreococcus lucimarinus CCE9901, 2775 nucleotides long. RefSeq lists its product with no specific name. Bases 1 to 2775 code for a protein of 924 amino acids. Gene Ontology annotation, cellular component: cytoplasm; cytosol. Gene Ontology annotation, biological process: valyl-tRNA aminoacylation. The record is from RefSeq and is a predicted model, not a curated record. The transcript is spliced from 2 exons. NCBI's taxonomy places the organism in Eukaryota, Viridiplantae, Chlorophyta, Mamiellophyceae, Mamiellales, Bathycoccaceae. Gene Ontology annotation, molecular function: valine-tRNA ligase activity; aminoacyl-tRNA deacylase activity; ATP binding.